AUGAUUGCAUUACUACAGUUUAAUAUCCCAAAAGUCGGUCUACCCACGUUAACUUCGGUUCGUGGUACGUGGAGUAUGAAAAAUUCGAUUCAAAGUUUAUUCUGGCGUCCAAGAAGUCAUAAACCAUCACUUUUUUCUAGAACACAUAACUUAUUUCUUGAACGGGCCUUUCAACAACGGGUUGCCUUCUUUCAUACAUCUCGUGUUUCUUCCGUUUUUGAAUUGUCUCCCCGGAGAAAACUUCCUGAUGUUUCUGAAUUCUCUCCAAAUAACAAACGUAUUCCAUCUCUCUUUGCUUUUUUUUGUUUUGUAUGGGCCGCUUGUGCGUUUUAUGCCAUUCAUUAUGGUAAACAAAACUCCAAUGUUACGCAAAUUGUAAUGUAUCGAGUGCAACAUUCCAAAGAAGCACUCAAACUUUUAGGCGAGAAUAUCCAAUUUAGGUACCCAUUCCCUUGGAUUAAAGGCAAACUUCAUAAACGAUAUGGCAUAAUAGAUAUAUCUUUUGAAGUAACCGGCUCUCAAAACUUGGGUAUUGUUCAUUACAAGAGUCAACGCUUUGGUCCUAUACCUCAUUGGGUUGAGCUGGAAUGCUCUUUAAUUUCUAAUGGAAAGACAGUUCCUCUCAACUCUUUAGAAUAUGAUAAUCAAUGGUGA
Schizosaccharomyces osmophilus is the source of this 654-nucleotide messenger RNA. It is a transcript of the gene coa1, whose product is annotated as cytochrome c oxidase assembly protein Coa1. Gene Ontology annotation, biological process: mitochondrial respiratory chain complex IV assembly. The coding region runs from base 1 to 654 and encodes 217 amino acids. NCBI's taxonomy places the organism in Eukaryota, Fungi, Ascomycota, Schizosaccharomycetes, Schizosaccharomycetales, Schizosaccharomycetaceae. The transcript has 2 exons. Gene Ontology annotation, cellular component: mitochondrial inner membrane. The record is from RefSeq and is a predicted model, not a curated record.